Messenger RNA from Formica exsecta, 1990 nucleotides. RefSeq lists its product as uncharacterized. The record is from RefSeq and is a predicted model, not a curated record. The coding region runs from base 499 to 1122 and encodes 207 amino acids. The transcript is spliced from 6 exons. Lineage: Eukaryota; Metazoa; Arthropoda; Insecta; Hymenoptera; Formicidae.
GAGGGGAGUCUUGCAUCUGCCGUUCUUUCGGACCCUUACAUGACGGUUAAACAGCGGAUAGAAGGGUACCGAUGGUAGAAAUGGACGAACUCCCUCGCGCACAUGGGCCCCCCUCCCUCCUUUCUCGACAACGGUCGUGAAAGUGAGGGGGUUGGUAGACCAUCGACGUUGGUCAACGGUCGUUUUCAUUGACAGUUCUUCGCGCGUCGUACAACGUACAGAGAGCAUACAAAAAAGGUGCGGUUUCGCGAAAAUAAAGAAGUGGCGGAAGAAAAGCGCUUCUUUUUCACGAGAAACGAUUUAUCGAAGAAACUUCGCGCGCGACAAACGGAAUCAUUAGUGCGCCUUCACGAGUGAGAGAAAAUCUCUUGAAACAUUCCGGCAGCGUCCGAUAACGAAACGUGAUACAACGGACAACCGAUCCGAAGUUAAAGGACGAAGUUUGCAAACACGUUUCUGGAAGCAAAGGCGUGUGGACAAGUGCCAGAUCAGGUCAUAAUGAAGAGAUGUUCAUCGGCACCUUGUUUAGAAGAUGUUGGCGGUGACGCUAAAAGAACAAAAGGAAUUACGCAAUAUACGAAUCCAAAUACAAAGGAAUACCUUCAAUUGGCUUUAGCCAGAGUCCUAGAAUUACAACGAAAGAUCAACGAAGGCACAUACGCAGAAAUCGAUAAUGACAAUGAUCUCGAUGUCUCAGGCAGCGAGGAAGAUUUAAUGAAGGAAAUUUUUGCCAAAGUUUUUCAAGAUCUACCCGGAACGCCAAGUUCGAUCGCUAAAAUAAUAGACGGAGAAACGCAUUGGAGGAAUCCUCUUACGGAUGCAAUACAUAGUAAGAGAAUACAAUUAUUAGGUUUCGAUACUUGUCGGAGAAUGGCUCUGGAAUUCAUGAAAACCAUUGUGCGAGAAUCGCGAAACAGAUCUCCCUCAUUAGAGGCCAAAGCUGAUGAUUUGGCGUUCCAACAAAACGAAUCGUUGUAUUCGAGAGAUGAGAUUCUGGCGAACGAUUUGCGUAAACGGGAGUCGAACGCGGAAACUCGAGCGAGAAUGUUGAGAAGUCUGGAUUUGCAUCUAGCCGCUAAACAAAGAGAUUACACGGCUAAGUUAAUGAAUUCGGGUAUAUAGUAAUUGCAUACUCUUGGGUGGAGGUAAAUCGGGAGCGGAAAUUCUCUAAAUUAUAUUCUGCAGGAUAUAUCAUAUUUUCGGUAUUAAUGCAAUGAAAAUUCAGAGCAUAUAUAUAUUCACAAGAAUAUCUUUAUUCGAUUGGCAUCUUCUUCCUGCAUAAUAGCUUGUAACAAAUGUGCAGGAAUGUUUUUUAAAAAGCUCCUUAGAGACAUCAUUGUCGGAGGUCACAUUUUAAUAUAUAAGAUUAGACAUAUAGAAACUUUAAGUCAACGUUUCACUUUUACUAAUCUCAGCUCUUACAGUAUUUAUGAAAACUUAUCUAGUCAUACACAAAACAUACUAGUCAUAAUAUUACAUAAUACUAGUCAUAACUUGCAUAAUUAUUCUGCAAUGUUAUUUAUUUUAGAUAUCGUAUAUAUAUAUUUAUAUAUUUGUAUCGUGUAUAAGGUGUCCCACAACCAUCGAAUGUCCUUUUAAUAACAGAUUCUUUAAUCAAUUCGAGAACGAUCUUUUCCUCAAAUGAAAAUGUCAAGACAUCAAUAAUUCCCGAAUUAUAAUUAAAAAAAGAGCUUUUUGCAAACUAAAUUUUGUGGAGUUGAAAGAUUAACAAAAUUACAUUUUUUAAUUAAUUUCAAGCGGAGUUAAUUUUAAUAGAGAGAGAAAAUUUUAAUUUAAAGCUUAAUUACAAAGAUAUAUAUGAUAACAAAAAAUGGAAACUUGCAAAAAAUAACGUUCUUCGUCAUCUUUUUGUUGAGGAAAAAUCAUCUUCAAAUUGACCAGAGAAACUUUUCUAAUAUUUUUGUUUGAUAAAUGCAUGAAACAAAGAAAUACGAAGGACAAGACUGUUUUAUAAAAAAAAAAAAAGAUU